UUUAGCCAACACGCCAUAAGAACAGUGCGGGAAGACGGAUAGUAGGGGUUGUUCAUUCACUGGAUUCUCGAAAUUUCAUCUCCCCGUCCCCCUUCUGGAGAGCGCAUACCCAGUAAACACGGCGUUGUUUGUUCAGCAGUCGCGCAAAAGAGAGUCGUGGUCACCUGAUUGGGUCUUUUCUGAGGUUUUAUCGGCAGUCUUGUAUCUGUGAGCGGCAGACACGCUGAUGGCGGUCACUAUUGAGGAUCUCUAUCGAAGCUACGGGAUCCUUGCUGAUGCAAAGGAAGACCUCAGCCAGCACAAAGAUGCAUACCAAGUGAUCUUGGAUGGUGUGAAGGGGGGGGCGAAAGAGAAGCGCCUGGCUGCGCAGUUUAUUCCCAAGUUCUUUGGCAACUUUCCGGAAUUGGCUGAUGCGGCCAUUAAUGCCCAGCUUGAUCUCUGUGAAGAUGAGGACGUGUCGAUCCGGCGGCAGGCGAUCAAGGAGCUCCCUCGGUUUGCGACUGGAGACAACAUCCUCAGAGUUGCAGAUAUUCUCACUCAGCUCCUGCAGACAGAUGAUACAGCAGAGUUCAACCAAGUGAACGUGGCACUUAUUUCAAUCUUCAAGAUGGAUGCUAGGGGUACUCUCGGAGGCCUCUUCUCUCAGGUCCUGCAGGGCGAGGACAUCGUGCGGGAAAGGGCCAUCAAGUUUCUGUCGGCUAAACUGAAGACCCUGCCAGAGGACGUCAUGACAAAGGAGGUGGAGGAGUAUGUGUUUGCAGAGACAAAGAAGGUGUUGGAGGAUGUGACGGGAGAGGAGUUUGUGCUGUUGAUGCGCGUCGUGUCAGGACUGCGGAUCCUACAGACGGUGAACGGCCGGCAGCAGCUGGUGGAGCUGGUGGUGGAGCAGGCUUUCCUGGAGCAGGCUCUCAACCCAGCCGACCCCGACACUGUUGAUCGCCUGCUGCAGUGCACACGCCAGGCCUUGCCCCUGUUCUCGAAAAAUGUCCAUUCCACACGUUUUGUAACCUACUUCUGUGAACACGUCCUGCCAAACCUCAGCGCCCUGACGAGUCCUGUGGCAGAGCUGGACAUUCAGUUGGAGGUGCUGAAGCUGCUGGCUGAGAUGAGUCCGUUCUGCGGAGACAUGGAGAAGCUGGAGAGCAACCUCAACAUGCUGUUCACCAAGCUGCUGGAGUACAUGCCUCUGCCACCAGAGGAGGUGGAGAACGGAGAGAACCCAGCAAACGAGGAGCCCAAACUGCAGUUCAGCUACGUGGAGUGUCUCCUCUUCGGCUUCCACCAGCUGGGCAAGAAGCUGCCGGACUUCCUCAUCGACAAAGUGGACGCUGAGCGCCUCAAAGACUUUAAGAUCAGGUUACAGUAUUUUGCCAGAGGCCUGCAGGUUUAUAUCAGACAGCUGCGAGUAGCACUGCAAGGCAAGUCGGGAGACGCUCUGAAGACAGACGAGAACAAGAUCAAAGUGGUGGCCCUGAAGAUCACAAAUAACAUCAACAUCCUCAUCAAGGAUCUCUUCCAUAACCCGCCGUCCUUCAAGAGCACAGUCACUCUGUCCUGGAAACCGGUCCAGAAGGCAGAGGCAGCAGCAGCAGCAGCAGCAGCACCCAAGCGUCCGUCAGGUGAGGAGAUGGGCUCCGGAGGCAGCACAAAAAAACAGAUCUCUCCUCAGCACCGGAGGGACGCACGGCAAAUCUACAACCCCCCCAGCGGCAAGUACAGCGCCACCAUUGGCAAUUUUAGCUACGAGCGUGGUGGGUUCAGGGGCGGCCGAGGACGAGGCUUUGGAGCCAGAGGCAACAGGAGCCGAGGCCGGCUCUACUGAGACGCUGCGAAACACAUCCACAGUACAGAUUGCUCAUUGAACUGCAUCACAUCGAGAUCUUUUCCUCCCCAACAUGGACUAUCGGUCACCUACUCUUCUGUUUUUUUGUUUUUUUUUUAAACUGGUCUCCACAUCUUUCCACCUUCCAGCCCACUCAUCCAGAUUUUUUUUUUUUCCACAUGUCUUUUUUGGACGGCGGUGUGGGUUCAAUUUCCAGUCUUCAGACAGCAGUCUCAGACUUUUUAACAUUUGUCUCCGCGUGUUCCUCUUGGCCAAGGCGAUAGUUCAAGUAAAUCUAAAUGUUUUAGUUCCUCCUCUGUAAUUUUUUUUUUUUUAAAUAUUGUGUAUUUUUGUGGAACAAAAGACUGCCAAGUUGUAACUGAUAAAUAUUUUUGUCAGAUUGUCGUAGGAAAAGAUAAAGAUCCUCUCGUUUUGCAACAUGUUGAUGAAUGCAUUUCUUUCUACCUUUUUUAUUUAAUCUUGUUUUCUUUUUUUUUAAUAGAGCCUAAGUUGAAUUGGAUGACUAUGCUACUUUGUAUGAAUCAAUGAUGUUGUUUCAUUGGAUUUUUAUCAUAAACUUGUAUGGAAGUAUGAA
Labrus bergylta (ballan wrasse) is the source of this 2417-nucleotide messenger RNA. Lineage: Eukaryota; Metazoa; Chordata; Actinopteri; Labriformes; Labridae. The record is from RefSeq and is a predicted model, not a curated record.